AUGGAGCUUUCAAAGAGCAAUUUGGGUUUCACUUUCUCCAAAUGCUCCCAAAAGCUUGCCAUGAAGCUGCUGACAGGCUAUUUCCAGCAUAAAAUCAUGAUGAAAUUUGCCCCCUGCUUCCCAGAGUCUCAAAGGGACAUCUACCUGUCAUUUGCAGUAUUAGAGAAACGAAGACACCAAUCACUUUCUUUGACAGAGACUGAGGGCUGCUCCUGUGAAGCCACCACAGACUAGCCAGACCUGCAUGCCCACCUCAACCGCUGCAACUCUAAGGUGGAAACUGGCUGCUGGAUGAUCUAUGAGCAUCUCAACUACAUAGGCCAUCAAUACUUCCUGAGGAAGGGAGAAUAUCCUGACUACCAACACUGAAUGGGCUUCAAUGACUCCAUUAGGUCUUGUUGUAUCAUCACAGCACCCCAGGAGCACAGCUGGCUACAGAUCUAUGACCAGCAUGACUUCAGAGGCAGGAUGUAGGAGUUCAUGGAUAACUGCCCUUCUUUCCAGCAUGAUUUUCACUACAGAGACAUCCAGUCUCAUAAUGUACCUGAAGAAAGCUGGGUUUUCUAUGAACACCCACACUUCCAAGGACAGCAGUACCUCCUGAGGCCUGGCAAGUACAGGUACAUCACUGACUGGGGUGCCAUAACAGUCAAAGUUGGAUCCUCCCAACCAACAGUGGAUAUUUCCUAA
This is a messenger RNA of Cariama cristata (Red-legged seriema), 690 nucleotides long. RefSeq names its product gamma-crystallin 1-like. The record is from RefSeq and is a predicted model, not a curated record. NCBI's taxonomy places the organism in Eukaryota, Metazoa, Chordata, Aves, Cariamiformes, Cariamidae. The transcript is spliced from 3 exons. Gene Ontology annotation, molecular function: structural constituent of eye lens. Gene Ontology annotation, biological process: lens development in camera-type eye; visual perception.